UCAUGCUGCUGCCAGGUCCAGAGUCUCUCAUGGGUCCCUGUACGGCCUCCCAUUGCUGCUGUCUCCAUCGCCACACUCUGCCAUGUGCCACUUUCAGGUCUCCUCACACUGCUGGUGUGUUCCAUUUUUUGUCAUAGGGUGCUGGCAGAUUACGGGCCUCCCAUAGCUGCUGCCAGGCCCCUAAUCUGCCAUGGGCCCCUAUACCGCCUCCUCAUGCUGCUGCCAAGUCCAGAGUCUCUCAUGGGUCCCUGUACGGCCUCCCAUUGCUGCUGUCUCCAUCGCCACACUCUGCCAUGUGCCACUUUCAGGUCUCCUCACACUGCUGGUGUGGUUCCAUUUUUUGUC
Molecule: messenger RNA, 345 nt
Organism: Staurois parvus
Lineage: Eukaryota; Metazoa; Chordata; Amphibia; Anura; Ranidae
Source: the annotation of a GenBank genome assembly